Messenger RNA from Aspergillus piperis CBS 112811, 630 nucleotides. RefSeq lists its product as uncharacterized. The record is from RefSeq and is a predicted model, not a curated record. Bases 176 to 505 code for a protein of 109 amino acids. The transcript has a single exon. Lineage: Eukaryota; Fungi; Ascomycota; Eurotiomycetes; Eurotiales; Aspergillaceae.
CGCCGUUCCCGACAGGAAGUGGGCGCGCAGAUGGAGAGGAGAAAGUGGCCGUUGGUGGAGGGUGACUGGCCACCGACGGGGGUGGGAUCGGAAUGGGAGGGAAAAGGAUGAAUCACAAUUCAGGUUCUAACAACCAAAACGGGUAUCAAGCAAGAAGGGAGGGGGAGGUGCACAGAUGAAGAAGAAAGAAAGCAGAUUGGAAGGAAACGAAGAGGGAGGGGGAGGGCGCGGAAGUGGGAAAGAAAAAAAAGGCAGGACUAAGGAAGGAAAAAGGAAAAAGAAAAAAAUAAGGGAAGAAGGAAAUAAAUCCAAGGCAAAAAAAAUAAAAGGAAGAGGAAGAGGAAGUGGAAGGGGAAAACGAGAAUGGGAUGAUGGAUCAACAAAACGGCGUUGGGUCUGUUGGCAGCACCAGCAGCAAAAAGCUUUAGACUGGAUUUGGGGGAGGGGAGGAGGAGAAUGGAAGGAAGAGAGGGAAAAGGUAGGGAAGAGCAAGAAAGAGAGAUGAUGGAAAGGGAAUGGAUGGAAUUCCUCUGGCCGAAUUCAGGCAAGCAACAGAGCCAGUCAGCGCCUCUUUUCAGCUGCUUUGGUGUGGAUGGAUGACUGACUUUUGGAGGGGCGGAGAGAAGAGCA